AUGCAGGUGUCUGCAAUAUUAAUUAAAAAUGAGGAAUUCGAGUACGUGAAUACACCAAGACUUGAAGUUGAUCCAGCAAAAGCUGAUACUGUUUUGGCUGCUAAAAAUUGGGAUAUAAAUGAUAGAAAAGCCAAAGCCGAUAUUGUGUUAUCAAUUUCACCAAGUGAAUUAAAGCAAAUAUAUCAAUCUGCAGGACCAGCUAGAAUAGCAGGUCAAAUAAAUUGUUAUAAUAAUAAAAAUAAUGAAAAACAAACAACUGGUUUUCCAUUUAAAUGUGGUUAUUGUGGUGUGCGAGGUCACAAGUUUGUUGAUUGUCCUGAAAGAAAAGAAAGAAGAACAGAGAGAGCUGAGAAUAUUGAAGUAGUUGGUUUCAAUAUAGCUGAAGAAUUUGUUAUGAAGUCAACGUCACCCGAUGAUGACAAAAAUAAAUUUUGGUGCUUGGAUAGUGGGUGCUCAUCUCACAUGUGUAAUGAUGAUAAACAAUUUGAGUAUGUUAACACGUGCAAUGAAAUAAACUUAUGGUUAGCUAAUAGUGCAACAACACAAGUUGAUUUUCGUGGUUUGGUAGAAUUGAAUUUAAAUGAUCCAACUGGAGAACAAAAAAUAUUUAAAUUAACUAAUACUUUAUUUGUAUCCGACUUGAAAACGAAUUUGUUAUCAGUGAGUAAAAUAACAGAAAAUAAUUUUGAUGUGUUAUUUGCAAAUGAUCAUGCAGAAAUUCGUGAUAAAUGUGGUAAUGUUAAAUUGAGUGCGAAAAAAGUAAAAGGGUUGUAUUAUAUCGGUAAUAAUUAA
Aphidius gifuensis is the source of this 792-nucleotide messenger RNA. RefSeq lists its product as uncharacterized. The record is from RefSeq and is a predicted model, not a curated record. NCBI's taxonomy places the organism in Eukaryota, Metazoa, Arthropoda, Insecta, Hymenoptera, Braconidae. The transcript is spliced from 3 exons. The coding region runs from base 1 to 792 and encodes 263 amino acids.